Molecule: messenger RNA, 3394 nt
Organism: Chara braunii
Lineage: Eukaryota; Viridiplantae; Streptophyta; Charophyceae; Charales; Characeae
Source: the annotation of a GenBank genome assembly
CGACGCUGCCCGGUGCUGGGGUGUUGCCCUGUGACCUGCUGAUGCAAGAGUGUGAGGCCUGGAAGAGAGAUUUGGUGAUGCUUUGGGGUGGGCAUCCCACGGGACAGCUAAGGGUUGCUGCUGGGACGACGCUGGUCGGAGCUGGGGUGCCUUGUAACCUAGCAAGAUGUGGGGGUGUGAGACCUGGAAGAGCUCGGCAAACGGAAGCUUCCCCUGAGGCAGAGAAAGCGCAGUACCAGUUCUUUUAUGAAAAAACAUUGAAGAGGAAAGAGGACGAGAAGGAGAAGGAGUGGGGAGACAAAGUGAAGGUUCAUGAAGCCGUCUUCAGUACCGUGCCCGCCUUAACUGAUGAUGAGGUGGAAGAGAAGAUUGUCCCACUCCUCAGGGCUUUAGUAGAGGUCCGGGCUGUUGAAGACUAUACAGGCCAACUCGCCAAGGUGUUUGAUGAACUCAAGAAGUUGCGCGAGGAUAUGGCCCUGAUGGCGCAGCAACACCGUGACCAGCUGCAACAGUUUGCUAGCUUGCAGUCGGCCCAAAGUGUCCUUCCGCCUGCUUACCCUGCUUCUAUGGUUGCGUGUCAGUCCAUUCUUGCCCCUCUAACCAUAUCUUAUUUUUUUUUUUCUUCUUCUUCUUCUUCUUUGAGUGUGACCAACAGCCUAUCCAGAUCUGCGGCAGGUCCAGACACCGUUGUUGCUGCUGCUACAGCAGCAAGUGGCAGUGCAGGGUAUUCUGGAACUGUUGCAGCCCCGAAUUCGGACCCAGCGAUCACUGGUCCUAGCUGCAGCUUUCCCUACGUGGACAAGAAGGCGGCACAGAUUCCAUCUAGGUAUGACGGAAAGGACGACAUUGAAUCUUGCAUCAGCUCUAUGCGAUCCUACUUUGAUGUGCUGGGGACAUCCCCGCUCAUCCCUCUGGAGCCAGAUCCUCCUUCUAUCUCCAUGGCUCCCAUCUCUACUUUCGUCCCUCCGCCGUCCGUCGAGUCCACCCCGCCGUCACGCGCUGAUGCUGACGCUGAGGAACUCGCACGAUAUACGACCGACCUGGAGCCCGCAGUUCGUGACCUCAUUCGAGAGUACCACGACGUUUUCCCAUUGUCGUUCUCGUACGCUGGCAUCCCACCGAUCUGCGACGUCGAGCACUUCAUCCAGCUUGUGCCUGACUAUCGUGUUCACCACCAGGCACCCUACAGAUUCUCGAUCCCCGAGGCCACCGAACUCAAGCGUCAGCUUGAGGAGCUCUUGAGGCUGGGUUUCAUUAAACCCAGCAACUCCCCGUGGGGUGCACCCGUCCUCUUUGCUCGCAAAGCGGAUGAAACUCUUCGUCUCUACAUCGACUAUGGCGGUCUCAACCGCUCCACGGUUAAGAACAGCUACCCCAUGCCUCGUUCCGAUGAGCUGUUCGACCGCCUAGCAGGCAACCGCUUCUUUACGAAGAUUGAUCUUCGUAGCGCUUACCAUCAGAUCCGCGUCACUGCAGCCGACCAGCCGAAGACAGCGUUCCGAUCGCGCUUCGGCCACUACGAGUUUACGGUGAUGCCAUUUGGCCUCACCAACGCAACCGCUACCUUUCAGAAGGCGAUGAACGACAUCUUCAGGGACAUCCUGGAGCAGUACGUUCUCGUCUACCUCGACGAUAUUCUGGUCUACAGUCGUACCCUUGAGGAGCACCACAGACACCUUCACGACGUCCUUAACCGCUUGCACAGACAUGGCUUCCACGCCAAGCUGAGCAAGUGCCGCUUUGCCCAACACAAAGUGGAUUUCUUAGGACACUACGUGUCUGACCAGGGUUUCCACAUGGACGACGCGAAGAUCACUGCUAUUGCGGAGUGGCCCGUCCCCACAUCCGCCAAGCAGCUUCGCAGCUUCCUAGGCCUGACCAGCUACUAUAGUAAUUUCAUCCAGGGAUACGCUAGGUAUUCCUACGUCCUUACCUCCACCCUCCUCCGGAAGAACCCACCCUGGGCUUGGACACCCCUCCACGAGGACGCCUUCCACGCCCUAAAGAAGGCGGUGACAUGCGCACCGGUUCUUCACCUACUUGAUUUUGAUCGCCCUUUUAUCCUUACCACCGAUGCGUCAGGCUUUGUUGUAGGAGCAGUGCUUUCUCAAGUCUUCCCCUCCUCUCCUGACUCCUCUCAUCCUCGUAUCCCUCGCUUCCCACCACCUACCCCUACCACUGCUUCCCGACUGACGCCUACUCGUCCAACUACUGACGAGCCUUCUAUUGACUAUUCUCCUACCAUCGCCGAGGACGGCACUGUCGAGUCUCGCUCAGGUGAUUGUUCGAUAGCCUUCUACUCCCGUCAGCUUCUACCCGCAGAAAUAAACUACACUGCUGAUGAACGUGAGGUUCUCGCAGUAGUCUAUGGCGCUCGACACUGGCGUCACUACCUGCACGGGGCACCAUUCACGACGCGCACGGACAACUCUGUUGUCCAGGCUUUUCUGACAAAGCCGAAACUCACUCCUCGACAGGCUCGCUGGUGGCACGACCUAUCCGAGUUUAGUUUCACCACUGAGCACAUCAAGGGUGAGACUAAUCUGGUCGCUGAUGCCUUAUUCCGGCGCCCUGACCACGACCAGGAGCAGAUCCAACUCUCUUCCAUCUCGGUCACCACCGUCCACCAUUCGGUGAUCGACGAGAUUUGCACUCAGUACCGCCACUGCCCCGACUAUCGCGACAUCCACGCGACCCUUCGGAGUGGCAAGACCGUCCCGAACUACUCUCUCGGGCACAACGGUCUUGUGUACUGGCACGGUUCACAGGGCACCAGAGAGCCCCGUAUUUGCGUUCCCUCCACUGGACAGCUACGUGUCCGAGCAGUAGCAGGGUUACAUGACCAGGCAGCCGCCGGUCAUAUGGGCUUCCACAAGACGUUGGCUCGUGUGAGCCGCCUAUAUGUCUUGCCGAAGCGCACAGACUUUGUGAAGGACUACUUCGCAAAAUGUCCCACCUGUCAGGAGGUGAACAGUGCGAACCACCUUCCUUAUGGUUUGCCCCAGCCUCUGCCUAUCCCUAAGGGUCGUUGGCAGUCCAUCUCGAUGGACUUUAUCGGUCCUCUUCAUCCUCCGACCCCCCGCGGUCAUGAUGCUAUCCUGGUCGUCGUCGACCGCUUCACGAAGCGUGCACGCUUUGUUCCGUGCCGCUUUGCCAUCAGUGCACGUGAGGUCGCCGACAUCGUGUUUGACCGAGUCGUGCAUGACCACGACUUACCUCUGAGCAUCAUAUCUGACCGUGCGCUUUACCAGCCGAUUCUGGUGACGGCUCCACGAGUUGUACGGCACACAACUCCGCUUCUCCUCGUCUUACCAUCCUCAGACUGAUGGUCAAACCGAGAUCACGAACAGGACUCUCGGAGAUAUUCUCCGAAAGAUUGUUCGUGACGACCAGU